AUGACUCGUGAUCACUUUGUCGUACACGGUUUUCAUCAGAAUAAAGAUGUUGAUUUAUUCAAAUCCAAAAGACAAUAUUCUGAUCAAAUAAGGUACUUAAACAAGCGUGUUUUUGUAAAAGUACUCAAAAAUGGAGAAACGUGUGAUAGGACAUGGCUAGUAUAUUCUGAAAGUUUAAGAAAAGUUUUUUGUGGUCCUUGUUUAUUAUUUAAUCAUGGAAAUAACAAUUUACUAGCGUUAACAGGAUAUGAUGACUGGAAAAAUGCAAAUGUACGCCUUAACCAACACGAAAAUUCAAAUAUUCAUAAACAAAGUAUUUUAAUAAUGAAUGAUAGAAGACAUAUUAGUUGCCGUGUAGAUAAACAGAUUGAGUCCCAAAUAAAUGAAGAAAUAAAUUAUUGGCGUAAUAUUUUACAUAGAUUAGUGGUUAUUAUUCAGUCAUUGUCUUCUCGUGGUUUAUCAUUUCGAGGACAUGAUCAAAAUAUAGGGUCAAUUCACAAUGGUAAUUUUUUAAUGGUCGUUAAAGUUUUGGCAAAAUUUGAUCCAUUUAUGUCUCAACACAUUGCAAAAUACGGUAACAAAGGUAGUGGAUCGACUUCAUAUUUAUCUUCUACUAUUUAUGAGGAACUUAUACAACUUAUGGCUAAUAAAGUUACUUCUAAAAUUUAA
Aphis gossypii (cotton aphid) is the source of this 669-nucleotide messenger RNA. RefSeq names its product zinc finger MYM-type protein 1-like. The coding region runs from base 1 to 669 and encodes 222 amino acids. The record is from RefSeq and is a predicted model, not a curated record. The transcript has a single exon. Lineage: Eukaryota; Metazoa; Arthropoda; Insecta; Hemiptera; Aphididae.